CAAGCUUGUUUCCACAAGGUGUUGCUGUUGUUGUGGAAUAAGGACAACCUUUUUUUCUGUUUAUUUAUAGUAACAUUGUAAUUCCUCUACUUUAUAGAUGGCAUCAGAUAUCUUAUCUGUGAGAAAAUAAAGGACUCCUAUUUAACCUGAAUGAGCUGGAGGGCAGACUGCCAAAUAUGGUGAGGGCGUGUAACAGGAAAUGUUGCUCGAAUAUAUGUUCAGCCACAUGGUUUCACUUCUCUCAUUUCUUCAUCAUGAGUGUGAGAGAAAAACCUCGUAAGGCAAGGAGUCCUGAAUCGAGACCUAAAGAAAUGAAAUGUGCACCUCCGGUGCAACGAAGAGGGUUUAAUGAAGAGAAGCAGAAAACAGUAAAGGCACAGGAUGAACAGAAAUCAAACCAUGCUGAGAAGAAGCCGUCUGUGGAGAAAGCUACUAAAGAAAAGGUAACCAGACAAUCAACAAGGGAGAGUAUUAAGGAACAGCGGAUCCCGCCAGAAAGCAGUAAGACCAAAACCUGUUCCAGCAGGUCUGGGUCGGUGAAAAAACCUCCAGAGGAUCAUCUGAAAUCCCAGCUGGAGAUCAAAGCUGCUACAAAGCUGACGAAGGAGUUCAAAGCGCCUUCUAUAGAUGCCACUAAACCAAAAGCGCGCGCUAAUGCAGAAUUUCAGACAUGCUCAAAGAUCUCAGCAAAGAAGGAGGGCGAAGAGCCGGAGAAGGCAAAGAUUAAGAGAGAACCGGAAAAGAAAAACAAAAAGGCUGCUGAAGAGUCAAACAAUAAGGCAUGUGCUGUGAAACCCGGGCAGAGGAUGAAGGGAAAAGCAGAUCUGUCAGGAGACGCUCUCCUACGGUCGAUUCUUAGCAACCUGAAGAUUAAGACAAAGAACAAAUCAGAAGCUGCUAAAGUUGUAAAUGAAUUCAUAGAAAAUCUAAUCAAGUAUUUAAAAAAGGAUACCCUACAUUUCAGAGAAGUGGAUGAGUCACUGCGCACAGGGAGUUAUUAUGAAAACCUUAAGAUUUCAGAUCCAGAUGAGUUUGAUGUCAUGCUUCCAAUGCCAGUUGAAAGAGUAAAGAUUGAGCCUUUUGGGCCAGAUGGAGCCUUCUACAGCGUGGGAUUAAAACGUGGAAAUAAUCCUUUAAAACAAUUUCAGCAGGAUGAUAUUUUAAGUGCAAGCGAAAUGUUAAACGACUUUAGAAAAGAAAUAAAGACAUUUGUAAAAGGAUUUCCAGCAUGGACGAUGACGCCGAAGAAACAAGGCUGCCCUGCAGUGACCCUGACCGCAGAGUCUGGCCCAGUCACCAUCUCUCUCGACGUGGUUCUCUGUCUCAAAGUGAAAUCCAGUUGGCCAGAUUUUACCCGUGACGGUUUUAAAAUUGACCAGUGGCUCGGAACUAAAGUGAAACAGGAGUACAAACGAGAGCCUUACUACCUGGUACCAAAGUACGAAGGCAGAGGAAAUGUGGAAAACAAUGGGGUUCAAGCCAAAGAUGCUUGGCGAGUGUCGUUCUCUCACAUCGAGAAGGAUAUUAUGAGGAAACAUGGAUCAGAGAAGACGUGCUGUGAAAGAGAGGGAGAAAGCUGCUGCAGGAAAGACUGUGUAAAGCUCUUCAAGCAUCUUCUACAUCUGCUGAAGGAAAGCAACCCUUCUUUUGAGAAGUUCUGCUCCUACCAUGCCAAGACUGUGUUUCUACAUGCCUGCUGCUCCAGAGCUAAAGACAGCGAAUGGAGGGCAUCAGAUCUCAGCCGCUGCUUUGAGCAGCUCCUUCAGGACUUUGAAGGCCACCUGAGAGGAGGUAUACUCGCCAACUUCUUCAUCCCCAGUCAGAACCUGCUCUCUGGAAUAGGGAAAAAUGUGUGCAAAAAUCUGUCUGACUCCAUCAAGGAGCAACGGGAAAAUGGUUUUCCCAUCUUUGUGAAGGAUCUUGCUAAUUAAGAGUUAGACCUGAGGAUUGUUGGAAUUUUGCUUUUUGUUUUAUUUUUUCACAUUAUUGUACUUGAAUAAUAAUUUUUAAAAAAACUAAGAGGAUGACCUGUGGUUUGAAGUUUUCAAAACUUGAAGUUUUUAAUAAACAAACACUUUAACUAUUUAAAAUAAUUGUAAAUGUUUGAAGAUUUGCAGUUUUUUUCUUAUGUUACCUAAAUUCUGUCAUCUUUUACAAGAAAGAACUUGUCGUUUUUUGGGGGGGUUUUUUUCUAACUUUCUGGGAGGUCUUUUUGUUUUAGACGUGUAACUGAGCCUGAAUGUUCUUCGGACAUGCAGCUUACCCAGUAAUGGGCUAGUCAGCAUCAGUACGAUCGUGGUACCCAGACCAGCAACAGUAGGGUUCUGCAACCUGCAGCUCUGGAGCUGCAGGUGGCUCUUUAGCUCUACAACGGUUCUCAGCAGUGGCUAUACAAGCCAAUGCGUUAGAUUAUAGUAUAUUGAAAAAUACCAUACUUAGACACUUUAGACAAAGGAGAUGCAACCACAUCUUUUGAGUUAGAGGUUUUUAAAUAAAUUUAAUCUGUCUCACCAUCUUGUCUUAAGGAUUUUAGAUUUUUUUUGUCUAUAAGAGAGCAGAGAGGCGUUGUCAGAUUGUGUCUCUGUAUCAACAGGUUCACCUAGGGUUGUGGUUGAUCUCCUUUUCUUUAUAUUUUGUACAGAAAUGAAUGUAAAAGCACACAGGUAUCUUGUUAAACUUUAAGAUGACACUGAAUAGUUAUUUCUUCUUAACAGUUCAGAAUCAGAACACAGGACAGCACUCUGAUUUUAUUUCUUAGUGUGACAGAAAUUUCUUUAAGUCAAAAGUUAAAAAACAAAGGACUCCUUUUUGAUUUUAGACGUAAAAAAGGAUUUGGUCACAGAGAGCAUUAUGCAUACUGAAGCCAUCAAGUAGGUCUCCUCUUAUUAGUAUCUUGAAAUAAUUUUCAACAACCAGCUGUUGCGAAAAAAGCUCAAGAAAAGGAUGAACCUUUUGAGAACACUAAAGUCUCUUUCAGUCAGUCCAGUUAUCAUUGGUAGGUUUUAAUGAACAAAUAAAAAAAAAGCUAAAGAUGUUCUCAAAAAAAGAAUUCUCUUUGUUGCUUCAGGCAACGUUUUGUAAUGCCUCACUAUGCAAAUUCUUUUAUACCAACAGCCAUUCGACUAAUAAAUUCUAUGUAGGGUGGCUGAUGAAGAAAACUGUGUUAUCUUCUAUAUUUUUGUGUUUUUAUUAUUACUUUUCAUCCUCAACCUCCCCAUCACAUUUUUCUCUUUAAUAAUCUUAUUUUUUUGUGUUUCUACAUGUUUAUUUUGUUUGUUUUUUUGUCUCCUGUACUGCUAAACAUAAUUGCCCCUGGUGGGAGUAAUAAAUUGGUCUAAGAAAGACUUUAAAGUUCCAUAAAUAUGUUUUCAGAUCUAUAUGUCUUAUCAUUAGUUUGGAAACAGUUUAUUUUUAAACUAUGGAAUGAACUUUUGUUUCGAUAUUAAUGUCAUUAAAUGUUCUGACAAAUAAUAAAAAAUAAAUCUGAGUCAUUUCAA
Messenger RNA from Cyprinodon tularosa, 3497 nucleotides. RefSeq names its product cyclic GMP-AMP synthase (gene cgas). Gene Ontology annotation, cellular component: site of double-strand break; cytosol; nucleus. The record is from RefSeq and is a predicted model, not a curated record. The transcript is spliced from 5 exons. NCBI's taxonomy places the organism in Eukaryota, Metazoa, Chordata, Actinopteri, Cyprinodontiformes, Cyprinodontidae. The coding region runs from base 177 to 1931 and encodes 584 amino acids. Gene Ontology annotation, biological process: positive regulation of type I interferon production; cellular response to exogenous dsRNA; positive regulation of defense response to virus by host. Gene Ontology annotation, molecular function: chromatin binding; double-stranded DNA binding; 2',3'-cyclic GMP-AMP synthase activity.